AUGUCAGUAGCCGUCACCCCAUGCGCUGUUGAUCAACGCGCUUCCAUCCUCGUCGUCACCACUCUAGACGGUUUCAUUGGGUUGACGGUUGCAGAAUGUUGGCUUCGACGCGAUGAACGGGACUGCGUGUGGAUUUGCGUGCAGCACUUGGACCAGGAUAACAAUUCUCUUCAUGGUAUAAAUUUAUUUGAGGGAUCUGCUGUGGGCGAUGUUGCAUUCGAAUCAAUAGAAACUGCAGCUGUUGCUCGAGGACCUUUCUCAGCAUCCCACAUCUGUGGUGUCGCACUAGUUGAAAAAAUGGCCUUCCACCAUCGGUCUCACGAUGCAGCCACAGAUCAAUCCGCCCCCAAAGUCGUCCCUGUGACCGUCGACCUUCACAUCAUCAUCCCCGACCUCAUGCCUUUACGAAUUCACUUUCGUUUCCCAACAAAUCGUCAAAUUGCCGCUCUGUCGCUAUCGCUGAUGGAGAGAGUGCUGGCGUCAUUUACGAUGUACAGCGAACUGAAGGAAGCUACUACGGACUCAGUAUAUGACAAGGUGUUUGCGUGCUUACAGACGGAGUGGACCUAUAUCGGAGGUUUGAGAGUUGCUGAUGUCCCCUACAUCAGUGUCGAUAAAGCCGUCUUCUCCAUCUCCCCAGGGUCACUAUUCGAUGUCAACUCCUACGCUCGGAGUGCUAUUGCUACGAGCAGCAUUGCAUCUGGUCUCGGCAUCGCAUGUGACGCGUGGUUUCUUCUAAGAUGCAACUGGGCAGACCUACAGACAUUCAUUGCUCGUGCUCGGGAUGUAUAUGGCUCUUACUUCUUCUUCUCCCUCUCAGCACGUGUCCCAGGUCUCUGCAUGUUCAUCUCCGCCCUCUCCCUCAUGCUCUUCCUCGAGCUUGUGGCUUUCGACGCCUGGCCAGAAAGUGUGAUCACUAUUUGUUCCAUGGUAGGGGUGGUUAUGUCCCUGCAGUUUUGGUUUAUGGCACGCAUUGGUGUGUGGGGCGAGUGGUUGAGCGCCCCUGCGGGCGCUUUGAAGCCCACUAUGGUGAUUAAAAAUGAGAGCAUCUAUCAUCUUUUGGUCAGUAUUGUUACUAAUUUGUUGAAGACAGUAGACUGA
Molecule: messenger RNA, 1101 nt
Organism: Laccaria bicolor S238N-H82
Lineage: Eukaryota; Fungi; Basidiomycota; Agaricomycetes; Agaricales; Hydnangiaceae
Exons: 8
Coding region: 1-1101 (366 amino acids)
Source: RefSeq, a predicted model, not a curated record